Daucus carota subsp. sativus is the source of this 787-nucleotide messenger RNA. Its product is annotated as ATP synthase subunit d, mitochondrial. Gene Ontology annotation, molecular function: proton-transporting ATP synthase activity, rotational mechanism. NCBI's taxonomy places the organism in Eukaryota, Viridiplantae, Streptophyta, Magnoliopsida, Apiales, Apiaceae. The transcript has 5 exons. Gene Ontology annotation, biological process: proton motive force-driven ATP synthesis. The coding region runs from base 60 to 560 and encodes 166 amino acids. The record is from RefSeq and is a predicted model, not a curated record.
ACAUUUGUGAUAGAGAAAAGUAAAAAGGGGAUUGAGAGAGAGACAGAGAGAGGAGAGAGAUGAGCGGAAAGAAAGUAGCGGAUGUAGCCUUCAAGGCAUCGAAGAGCAUCGAUUGGGAUGGUAUGGCCAAGAUGCUCGUCUCCGACGAGGCUCGCAGAGAGUUUUAUAAUCUUCGUCGUGCUUUUGAUGAAGUCAAUACCACUCUUCAGACCAAGUUCAGUCUGGAACCGGAACCUGUGGACUGGGAAUACUACAGGAAGGGAAUUGGCUCUCGUUUGGUUGAUAUGUACAAGGAAGCAUAUGAUAACGUAGAAAUUCCCAAGUAUGUGGACGAGGUGACUCCUGAAUACAAGCCCAAGUUUGAUAAACUGUUGGUAGAGUUGAAAGAAGCAGAGCAGCAAUCCUUGAAGGAGUCUGAAAGACUAGAAAAAGAAAUUGCAGACGUCCAAGAGUUGAAGAAAAAGCUCAGUACCAUGACUGCAGAUGAGUACUUUGCCAAGCAUCCAGAGCUAAAGAAGAAGUUUGAUGAUGAAAUUCGAAAUGAUUACUGGGGCUACUGAGCAUAACUUUGAGGAGUGAUAUCUGCUGGUGGCUUAGCAACCAUAUAUGGCUCCUUUUGUUUGUUUUAAAUUUCCAGGGAUAAAUAAAGGGAAAAUAGAGAUAUCAACGAUUUAGUUUCUGAUAAUUUUAUGUAUACUGUACUGUAUGUUAUAUUGUUAUCUGCAGUAUUCCUGAAUUUACAAUCUGAGAAGAGAACCUGUUUAAAAAUUGAGUUAUGUUUUGAUCA